CUUUUUCCUCCGUUUUCUCUUUCUUAAAGCACAAAACUUAUUUUCACUUUCUUUCCUUACCCACCUACGUUUCCUUCAGAUCCAACCAAUUCCAUCGUCACCAGGAACACACCCCUUUUGCCUAUUCAGCUUUACCUCUCACUCUUCAACUGUGUCUCUGAUAAGGUUCAACCCUUUUUUUGCUCUCUAUGCCAUUCCAACAGCUUACUCUGCAGUUGGGAAGGGCAUACCAGAACAAGAGUGUAAUUGCAGUGCACGGAUUUAUUAAUAGUCUUGUAGAUCUGUUGGCUUUUUCAGGAUGGGCAAGUGCAAGGGUUGUGGAAAGUUAGGAAGAAUGAGGCCAAGUCAUAUGAGUGCUUAUGAAUUUUCUCUGAUGCUGGCUCCUGUUGUUUCUGUUUGGGAUUGCAUAGUUCGCAAAAUGAGGUACUCCUACAGACCUGAGUGGGUGUAGUGGUUCGGAACAUAGUAGUAUUAGUCUUGAUACUUCAACAAAUAAUAUAUUUAGCAUUAUUACAAUUAGGGAAAGAGUGGAAAAGAAUUACAGAAAAGAAAAAUGUAUACAGCUCUAAAGAAAUUCACUUGAAGGAAGUCUCAAAGACGUCACUUUAGUAUUUACUAUUUAGGUGUAGUAAAUUAUAUGGAUACCAUGGCAUGCAAUAAAGGGCAAAAUGUGAGAAAGGCGAAGAAGAAGCAGGUGAAAGACGAGCUGGAUCGUCUUAAACAGGCUGAGAAGAAAAAGAGACGCUUAGAAAAGGCACUCGCGACUUCCGCAGCCAUUAUUUCUGAACUGGAGAAAAAGAAACAGAUAAAGAAAGAAGAGCAGCAGAGGCUCGACGAAGAGGGUGCUGCUAUUGCUGAGGCAGUUGCUCUGCAUGUUCUACUCGGCGAAGACUCGGACGAGUCAUGUAAGGUUGUGAUAGAUAAUGGUAACCAAAAUAUUGGCAUCUCCGUAAGUGGAGAAAGUGCUUGCUUCCCUCAUCUAGAGGGUGGCGGCGGUUGGUCUUUUGAAAGAGUGGGUUGGGUCUCUGAUGCAUACAGAUAUGGUUGCGAGAGGGGUGCUGCUGAAAAUGGUGAAUGGUCAUUCUCAACUGAGCCUUUUGAGAAGAACAUGCAUGAACCACUAUAUGAAGGUGCAGGAUGGGGACCUGCAGGUUUCUCCGCUGAUCUCAUAGCAGCUCAAGCAGUUUCAUCACUGCAGAUUGCUGAGGAGGCAGAUGAAGAUAGGAUUCUCUUUUAAGUUUUUAAUUAAUUAAGGGCAUGCUGAGGUGAUAGAAGAAGGAAUAACUGUUUGUGGUGGUGACUGGAUGAAGUCUUUUUGCUAUUUUGAUUGAAGAUAUAUAUAUGCGUGUAUAUAUAUUAUAAUUAUAAUUAUGAGUCUUGUCCAUGUCUAACACUUUCUGCUUCAGUUGUGAUUGAAGAUGUAACAUGUUGCAGUGUGACCAUGUUUUUAUUUUGAUCAUCUUUUAACUGUAUGUUAAUGUGACGCUUCUAAUUUCCUGUGUUGAGUGACUUUUUGAGCUUAUUUCCAAUAAUAUAAAGUCACUACUGGCCCCCUCAGAAUUUUUGUACUA
Glycine soja is the source of this 1571-nucleotide messenger RNA. RefSeq lists its product as uncharacterized. Bases 638 to 1237 code for a protein of 199 amino acids. NCBI's taxonomy places the organism in Eukaryota, Viridiplantae, Streptophyta, Magnoliopsida, Fabales, Fabaceae. The transcript is spliced from 2 exons. The record is from RefSeq and is a predicted model, not a curated record.